Phytophthora megakarya is the source of this 2235-nucleotide messenger RNA. Lineage: Eukaryota; Oomycota; Peronosporomycetes; Peronosporales; Peronosporaceae. The record is from the annotation of a GenBank genome assembly.
AUGGCCACCUUGUCAUUGAAGGACUUUGCUGGAGCUUCGGCGCUUGACCGGGUCAGGAGAGCGAUCGCAGACUGCAAAACGGGAAAAUCACGGAGCUCACAACAACGCCUCUACACGGAAGCUGCCUACUGGGACGGGAAGUCCACCAAGGCCCUCUUUCAAAGGAUCUCAUGCAAGUAUGCUGAUAAUUCGAUAGAAACCGCUCUUCAUGCAUGCAAACUGGGGAAAGCUGCAGGUCCCGACGGGCUCAGCAACGACUGGUAUCGGGCUUAUGCAUCGGCUCUCAUCCCCCUUCUCGCUCUUCUUUUCAAUCACUGGUACAAGGAUGGCAAAUAUCCUACCUCUUUCCUGGAAGCAAACAUAUUUUGUCUCAAAAAAGGAGGAAACCUACGUGAUCCGCUCAAUUACCGCCCGAUAGCAUUGCUGAAUACCGACUACAAAAUUUUUACGAGAGUGUUAGCGAAUCGAUUGAGGAAAACUCUUCCAGAUGAGCGCUACGGGGGUUCCAUCGCGGUCAUGUUGGACUUUAAAAAAGCGUACGACUCCCUCUCCAGAGUUUUUCUUCAUCGGGCGCUGAGGCGGCAUGGAUACCCACCCCGUUUCGUAGCAGCAGUGAAGGAACUCCACCUCGGCACCAGUACCAAGUUUUUGGUAAAUGGGCAUCAAUCGAGAGCAGUGCCCAUCACGAGCGGCAUCAGACAAGGGUGUCCAUUGGCUCCCAUGCUCUUUGUUCUGGCAAUCGAUGCACUAUACCGAGCCAUUGACAACCACGGGGAGUUGCGCGGUGUCACGCUCCAGUCAGAUGCUGGGACAGUUGACCUCCGGGUCUCAGGAUACGCGGAUGAUACGGCCAUUUUUCUCCAAACUGCCGAAUCGAUGCCCCAGUUGCUGGAUCUCCUCUCCAAUUUUGGUGCAGCGUCUGGGUUACAGCUCAAUCAGAGCAAAACCAUGGUCGUCGCACUGAGCUCCGAGGGGCCCCGUUCUUGCUCUCCUUUACCGGCGCCACUUCAAUAUCUCAAUCGCCAGGACCACGGGAGGUAUCUGGGGAUCUAUGUGGGGAGCAAGGUAGACUCAGAGGUCUCAUGGACGAAAGCGGAACAGCAACUCCAAGUCAGGGUCACUCUGGCUUCUCGGAAACUGCUGACGGUCGAUCAGCGCAGUCAGGUUGCCACUGCAGUAAUCGUACCCAAGCUUCUUUAUGUCGGACAGCACGCUUGGCCUUCCCCUGGCACGGUUCGUCGGCUCGAGCGAAAGAUCAAAAACUUCAUCUGGUCAGGGGUAUUCACUGCAGAUGCCCUCGGAACCAAGGCCUGGAUCGACGCUGACCUGGCCGCGAUGUCGAGGUCCUCAGGAGGCCUUGGUACUCCCAUACUCCGUACAGAGCUCAUGGCGCUAGCGGCCACGGUCGUCGCAGCGUGGGCUCGGGACGGAACGACAACGGACCACAUAGUCGGCGACAUCCUACAUCACGGAGAAAUCUCCGGUCGGGAACCGAAGGUUUAUGUGGCCCCGAUGGAAUUUACCCCCUCACAGCGACGGGUCACUUGGAAACCUACGAUGUGGGCUACGGGAAGGGAAGUAGUGACCAAGAUAGGUCUGCAGCCACGAUUGGAUGGCCGGAAAGCGAUGGUGUCCGCAUUGGCACUACUCGCAGUGGCAUUUGACGGCGUCAGGUUUAGCUGGGACGGCCACCAGCUUUUGGUCGACGGAGCUCAGCUUCUUGGAGCGGUAUUCCAGAGGUUCCUCACCUCGGACAAGGGAGUUUGUGGUACAGUCUGCACCGAGUGGCUACCUUACUUAGUCACAUCUGACCUCCGUCUUUACGAUGGGGUAGAAGGGAGGAUCUCCACAGCCCAUGACUUCUCCCGUCUUUUUCGAACCGGGUACAGACUACGGGAUAUUGUACACUGGAGGCGCCUCGGGGCAGGCCGUCUCAUUUUCACGCCGCUACGGACACAAUCCGAAUGUACAUCAGGAGUGUUAGCGCAACUUCGGCGUCUAGCGAUCCUGAUGAUCACUAACUUUCCGCUUCUUCUACACGUCGGACAACACAAUGACGCUCUCCGAAUGGUAAUUCAACCGCCGGACCAUCCUUACCAAGCCCGGAUGAACAAGACCGGACACCCUGCAGCUCUACUGACAUCUGACCCGAUCUCAAUGCCGGUCCCGGUACAAGCCAACUCACAUCGGCAACUGGUAGCAGCUAUCAAGCGGCACAUUGCGCCAGAUGCGUAA